AUGGAUCUGAAUUUCGAAUACAUUGCUGCUCAUAUCAGCGAUUAUAUUAAUAAUGAAAACUUCUUCGAUACAUUUGAUAUGAGGGAUAUCAAAAUAAUCAUGAAAAAUUCACAUUUGACAGCUGAUCAGUACGUUACUCUUCUUAAACAAUCUUCAUCAACUCUCAAUUCCAAAGAAUUAUAUAUCUAUACAAGGAAGGCAAACGUUCGUGUCCAAAAUCUCGAAGAAGUUGUUUCAAUUCUUAACUCUGUGAAAAGAUACAUGAAAUUCAAUAUAUUUGAUGGCAUUACAGAUUUUUUAAAACAGAAUGAGAAAGUUAUAAACGAUUCUACGAACGAAAGAGAAAUAAUUCAAGAUAAAUCCAAAGCGUUUCAAAAAGAAAAUGAAAAUGCAACCAAAGAUACUACUGUCAAUGUAACUAAUGAAAAUUACAAUCAUUCACGCGAUAUUUUAACUAAAAUCACAGAACUUAAGGAAUCUAGUGAUUUUGAAACAGUUUACAAAUUCCUUGAUGAACUUUCUUCGACAGGAAACCACGAAAUGAUUUCAAAAUCAAUCGAAGAAGGACUUUGGAAAAAGAUUGCUCCUAAAAUAUAUGAAUAUGAUGAUCAUGAGAGAAAUGUUCUUCAUUUUGCAAGUGAAAAAGGAAAUCUCAGACUUGUUCAAUCACUCAUCGAAUGUGGUUGUGACAAAGAAUCAAAGGAUAAUGAUGGAUAUACUCCACUCAUUUGUGCAUCAUCUAAUGGUCAUCUUGAAGUUGUUCAAUAUCUUAUCUCAGUUGGAGCUGAUAAAGAAGCAAAGGAUAAUAGUCUUGGAUAUACUCCACUCAUUUUUGCAUCAUCUAAUGGUCAUCUUGAAGUUGUUAAAUAUCUUAUCUCAGUUGGAGCUGAUAAAGAAGCAAAGGAUAAUGAUGGAUAUACUCCACUCAUUUGUGCAUCAUCUAAUGGUCAUCUUGAAGUUGUUCAAUAUCUUAUCUCAGUUGGAGCUGAUAAAGAAGCAAAGGAUAAUGAUGGAUAUACUCCACUCAUUUGUGCAUCAUCUAAUGGUCAUCUUGAAGUUGUUAAAUAUCUUAUCUCAGUUGGAGCUGAUAAAGAAGCAAAGGAUAAUAAUGGAUAUACUCCACUCAUUUUUGCAUCAUCUAAUGGUCAUCUUGAAGUUGUUAAAUAUCUUAUCUCAGUUGGAGCUGAUAAAGAAGCAAAGGAUAAAGAUGGAUAUACUCCACUCAUUUUUGCAUCAUCUAAUGGUCAUCUUGAAGUUGUUCAAUAUCUUAUCUCAGUUGGAGCUGAUAAAGAAGCAAAGGAUAAUGAUGGAUAUACUCCACUCAUUUGUGCAUCAUCUAAUGGUCAUCUUGAAGUUGUUAAAUAUCUUAUCUCAGUUGGAGCUGAUAAAGAAGCAAAGAAUAAUAAUGGAUAUACUCCACUCAUUUGUGCAUCAUCUAAUGGUCAUCUUGAAGUUGUUAAAUAUCUUAUCUCAGUUGGAGCUGAUAAAGAAGCAAAGGAUAAUGAUGAAUAUACUCCACUCAUUUUUGCAUCAUCUAAUGGUCAUCUUGAAGUUGUUCAAUAUCUUAUCUCAGUUGGAGCUGAUAAAGAAGCAAAGGAUAAAGAUGGAUGGACUCCACUCAUUUGUGCAUCAUCUAAUGGUCAAUUUGAAGUUGUUAAAUAUCUUAUCUCAGUUGGAGCUGAUAAAGAAGCAAAGGAUAAUGAUGGAUAUACUCCACUCAUUUUUGCAUCAUCUAAUGGUCAUCUUGAAGUUGUUCAAUAUCUUAUCUCAGUUGGAGCUGAUAAAGAAGCAAAGGAUAAAGAUGGAUGGACUCCACUCAUUUGUGCAUCAUCUAAUGGUCAAUUUGAAGUUGUUAAAUAUCUUAUCUCAGUUGGAGCUGAUAAAGAAGCAAAGGAUAAUGAUGGAUAUACUCCACUCAUUUGUGCAUCAUCUAAUGGUCAUCUUGAAGUUGUUCAAUAUCUUAUCUCAGUUGGAGCUGAUAAAGAAGCAAAGGAUAAUAGUCUUGGAUAUACUCCACUCAUUUGGGCAUCAUCUAAUGGUCAUCUUGAAGUUGUUAAAUAUCUUAUCUCAGUUGGAGCUGAUAAAGAAGCAAAGGAUAAUGAUGGAUAUACUCCACUCAUUUGUGCAUCAUCUAAUGAUCAAUUUGAAGUUGUUAAAUAUCUUAUCUCAGUUGGAGCUGAUAAAGAAGCAAAGGAUAAUGAUGGAUAUACUCCACUCAUUUGGGCAUCAUCUAAUGGUCAUCUUGAAGUUGUUAAAUAUCUUAUCUCAGUUGGAGCUGAUAAAGAAGCAAAGGAUAAUGAUGGAUAUACUCCACUCAUUUUUGCAUCAUCUAAUGGUCAUCUUGAAGUUGUUCAAUAUUUUAUCUCAGUUGGAGCUGAUAAAGAAGCAAAGGAUAAUAGUCUUGGAUAUACUCCACUCAUUUUUGCAUCAUAUAAUGAUCAAUUUGAAAUUGUUAAAUAUCUUAUCUCAGUUGGAGCUGAUGAAGAAGCAAAGAAUAAUAAUGGAUAUACUCCACUCAUUUUUGCAUCAUCUAAUGGUCAUCUUGAAGUUGUUCAAUAUCUUAUCUCAGUUGGAGCUGAUAAAGAAGCAAAGGAUAAAGAUGGAUGGACUCCACUCAUUUGUGCAUCAUCUAAUGAUCAAUUUGAAGUUGUUAAAUAUCUUAUCUCAGUUGGAGCUGAUAAAGAAGCAAAGGAUAAUAGUCUUGGAUAUACUCCACUCAUUUGGGCAUCAUCUAAUGGUCAUCUUGAAGUUGUUAAAUAUCUUAUCUCAGUUGGAGCUGAUAAAGAAGCAAAGGAUAAUGAUGGAUAUACUCCACUCAUUUUUGCAUCAUCUAAUGGUCAUCUUGAAGUUGUUCAAUAUUUUAUCUCAGUUGGAGCUGAUAAAGAAGCAAAGGAUAAUAGUCUUGGAUAUACUCCACUCAUUUUUGCAUCAUAUAAUGAUCAAUUUGAAAUUGUUAAAUAUCUUAUCUCAGUUGGAGCUGAUAAAGAAGCAAAGAAUAAUAAUGGAUAUACUCCACUCAUUUUUGCAUCAUCUAAUGGUCAUCUUGAAGUUGUUCAAUAUCUUAUCUCAGUUGGAGCUGAUAAAGAAGCAAAGGAUAAAGAUGGAUGGACUCCACUCAUUUGUGCAUCAUCUAAUGAUCAAUUUGAAGUUGUUAAAUAUCUUAUCUCAGUUGGAGCUGAUAAAGAAGCAAAGGAUAAAGAUGGAUGGACUCCACUCAUUUUUGCAUCAUCUAAUGGUCAUCUUGAAGUUGUUCAAUAUCUUAUCUCAGUUGGAGCUGAUAAAGAAGCAAAGGAUAAUAGUCUUGGAUAUACUCCACUCAUUUUUGCAUCAUCUAAUGGUCAUCUUGAAGUUGUUAAAUAUCUUAUCUCAGUUGGAGCUGAUAAAGAAGCAAAGGAUAAUUUUGGAAAUACUGCUCUUGAUGUUGCAAGAGGUUCUGUGAAAGAAUACUUUUUGGAAGACAAAACAGAAUAG
Molecule: messenger RNA, 3471 nt
Organism: Trichomonas vaginalis G3
Lineage: Eukaryota; Parabasalia; Trichomonadida; Trichomonadidae
Product: Ankyrin repeat family
Exons: 1
Coding region: 1-3471 (1156 amino acids)
Molecular function (GO): protein binding
Source: RefSeq, a predicted model, not a curated record